Megalobrama amblycephala (Wuchang bream) is the source of this 2687-nucleotide messenger RNA. It is a transcript of the gene nuf2, whose product is annotated as UF2 component of NDC80 kinetochore complex. NCBI's taxonomy places the organism in Eukaryota, Metazoa, Chordata, Actinopteri, Cypriniformes, Xenocyprididae. Gene Ontology annotation, molecular function: protein-containing complex binding. Gene Ontology annotation, cellular component: Ndc80 complex; kinetochore. Gene Ontology annotation, biological process: kinetochore organization; attachment of mitotic spindle microtubules to kinetochore; mitotic spindle organization. The record is from RefSeq and is a predicted model, not a curated record. Bases 132 to 1496 code for a protein of 454 amino acids. The transcript is spliced from 14 exons.
AGUUCGCUACACGCACUGCUUUUGCGAUGACACGUGACGUAGGGAAGGCAUGACGGAAGUGACGACAGAGGCGCCUAAAGUUUAAAUUUGCUUCAGUUGACGGCGAGGGACGUUUGUGUAAACUUGCAGGCAUGACUGAAAACACUUUCCCGGUGUACAAGGUGGAUGUUAUCGUGCAGUUCUACCGAACCGAAGUUCUGACUGGACAGGAGGCGAAACAUUUCACGAAGAAUGACAUUACUCCCAACCCAAAGGCAGAAACCAUUCAGAGAGUCUACAUGAGAGUUUUGCAGCUUCUGUUUCGUUUCAGACCUGAGUGCCAUUACACGGUGCCGUUGUCUGAAAACGUUCAGUACCCCAUGCUGUAUGAGUGGGUUACUCCAAUCAUGAGCGUUUACAUGCGCAUGUGCCAGUUCUUGCCGCUUUGUCACGUGUAUGAUUUUUCCCUGAAUGAUUUGCUCAACCCCAAGGUGAAGCGAACAAUCACUAUUCUGAGCGCAAUCCAAAAUUUCCUACACUUCAGAAAGCAGAGGCUGGAAAUGGCUGCUGCCCACCAGCAAAGUUUUCGGUCUGAUAUGGACAGACUUCAGGCAUACACAAGAGAAAUAAAGGAAGCUGAGAAGAAGAUUGAGAAACUGACUACCAUACCUCCAGAGCAGCAAGCGGAGGCUAAAGAGCUGGCGGCCGCUCUGGCAGAGUUGACAACUAACACACAGCAUGAAUAUCAGGAUGUGAAUGCUAUGAAUGAAAAGGUUGCACAGUGCAAGACGGAAAUUGCUGAGAUAUCACAGAAACUGACUCAAAGGAAACUGGAUGUGGCGACACUGAAGGACGAGAUAUCCAAGCUCAAGUCACAGAUUGUGGAGUCGCCUGAAGAGCUAAAAAAUGAGAUGGAAAAGAUGAAAGAGAACGUGAAGAGCAUUAAGUUGUCAAAAGAGCUGGCCGAUGAACGGUUGGUGGAGCUCCAGAUGCUGGUCCAGUGUGCAAGUCAGGUGGAGACAGAAAUCCAGGUCCUGCUCAAACAGCUGCAGGACUUACAGAGUAGCAUGUGCAAGACCAACCAGCAAAAAGAGGAGGUCCAGAGAUUAGCAGCCAUGAAUGAAGCCUUGCAGAAAGAGCUGAAGAGCCUGAGCACUGAAGAGGGCCAGAUGAAGAGGGCGCUUGCCAUGAAACUCGACAAGGAGUCGAAACAACAGAUCCGUCGACAGAAGAAAAAAGAGGUGAAAGAUCAGCAGGUCAAAAAUAUUUAUGGGCAAUAUGACAAAAUCCACCAGAAACGAGAGGAAUUUGUGAAAAUCAUAGAAGAAAGCAAUCGUGAAACUAAACAGUUCAGGGAGAAGAUGCAGAAGCUCAGAGAAAAGUGCAGCCAGCGCACUCAAAAAGCCCAGGAGAUCUACGAUCGUCUCCUCACAACUCUGGAGCAGUAUAACAAGCGGAUUGAAAGCAUUGUGGUGGAGACCAAUGCAGACACCUUAAAAAUGAAAUCGCACUUCUAGAAUCUUUUCUUAGUCGUUUCAUGUUCCUGCAGUUGUUGAUUGUCUGUCAUGUUUCAUUGUACAUGUCAAUUUUUGUUAAUGUUGUAGAAUUGUAUUUAAAUGUUAGGUUACUUAUGGUUCAAAUGAUCUUGUAUAAAACGUGUUUAUUGGAAACAGUUGGUUUGUUGCUGUAAAUCAAAGUUUAUAGUUAUGCUAAAGGGUGAUCCAGGGCCCUUUUCUACUACUGCACAACACCACUUGACCCCAGUUAAAGAUGGCACUUCAUAGUCAACCCAAAAUCUAAGGCGAAAGAUGGAUGUAAGAUGGGGUCAACUGGAUUCUGAGGAGAGGAGUCUUGAUCUGCAGUCAAAUCUUUUUGUCAGCUUGUUUUCUUUCAGUUAGGACCGGUUUUGUUUAUUUUUUGGAAUGGAUCGAUUGUAGGUCUUAUUUAUCUGAGCUUAUGUACCUCAGUUUUUGAGUGACAAAGGUGUUUUUUGUGGAUAAUUUUAUCAGUUUUGCAAUUUUUAUUUUGUUUUUAUUGAUUACAAAAUGGCACAAAGUCACACUUGUGGUGUUCCCGGUCAAAAAUGAACAGCCUGCAGAGAAAUAACUUAUUAAUAAUUCACUUGUUACGCUUUUUUAUUACCAAAUAUUGGAUUCAAUAUUUUUGUCACUUGUUUUCUUUAAAUUAGGACCGGUUUUGUAUUUAUUUUUGAAACUGAAUGAUCGUAGGCCUCACUGAUCUGAGGAUAAAGUUCAUCUCUGUGCAAAAGAAAGCCUGUAUUACUCAAAAUAGUUUGUUUGUGUACAUGAACGUGUGUGCACGGAUGCACGAGUAUGCAUGCAUCCACACAUGCAGAGGUCCGAGGCCUUUAUUUUUGCUCGCCCACAUGUAUAUAUGUGAACAGGAACAUGAUGAACUAAAUGUUUCUGUGAUUUUUCAACUCUCCCAUUCAUUUCCAAUAGGCGGUAAUUUUUGACCAAUAUCGGCUCAGAUCAGUCAGUUUCAAAAAAUACAUACAAAACUUGUCCUAAUUUAAAGAAAUCAAGUUGACAAAAAGAUUGAAUCCAAUAUUUGCUGAUAAAAUGGCGUAACGAGUCAUUUAUAAGCUAUUUUUGUAGGCCUGUCAUUUUUGACCAGGAACACCACAAGUGAGAUUUUGUGCCUUUUUGUAUUAAAUAAAAACCAAAAUAAAAAAAUUUAAAAACACA